AUGAGCGGGAGACCUGGCUACGGUAACGGCAACGGUUACGGACGCUCCGAUGCCGGCCGGUUUGAUGAUGGGAGAUACGGCAGCAAUGAGAGCCUCGGUGUGAACGGGUACGGCGGUCGAGGAGGUAAUGGCGCUCCAAAUGGAGGAGGCCGAGAUCGCCGACCUGGUGGCUACGGUGGAUUCUAUCCUGAAGCGAAUCAAUCGCCGUCGCUCUCACCGGGUCCAUCGCCAGAACGGAGACGUGAUAUGUCGGAUCGAGAGAGACAGCAAUCCUCUUCACAGUCUACUUCGCGGUCACGACCAAGGAACGGGGAAUCCGAGAGGAGAUACCAGACUGCGAGGGAGAAUCAAUCGUCGGAUAAUGGUCGCUAUGCGGAUACUCGCAGUCGCGAAAGGAACGUGCCUGAUGCGCUCCGUCCUGCAGGACCCAACGCUGCACCGCCCAAUAUUGCAUCGCCUAAUACUGUGGUAUCCAAUACCGCAGGGCAACAGUCUGUGGAAGAGGUGCUGCAGGCGAUUCAACGCGAUUGGGACUUCAUGACGGAUGCCGAAUGCAUUCCUGUCAACGUGGCGUUGAAUUUGAUGGAUACGAGCACAUUGGGUAAGGCAGAUCGAGAGCCGGAGUUUUUGAACAUGCAUGCUCGGAUCCAGAAGACCUUGAAGUCCAUUGUGAAUGAGCAUCACCAGGGAUUUAACAGUUCUAUCGGAACGUACCACAAGAUUCAAUCGAAUAUCUCCAGCUCCCAGAGCCGAGUGCGCAAUCUCAGAAACUCCCUGGAGGAGGCAAAGUCUGGAUUACUAUCAACGAAGCCUGAGCUGAAGGGACUGGCUACGUCUUCUCAGAACUACGAUGAUAUCCUGCAAUUGUUCGCACAGAUCGAGGAGAUCCAGUCUCUUCCAGAGAAGCUCGAGUCUCGAAUCUCAGACAAGCGGUUCCUCGCGGCAGUUGAAGUGCUUCACACUGGAUUGCGGUUACUGCGGCGCUCUGAGCUAGAGGAUAUUGGUGCUUUAACGGAUAUUCGUGCAUACUUUAACAAUCAAGAGAUCUCGCUUACAGAUAUUUUGAUUGAAGAGUUACAUGAUCAUCUAUAUCUCAAGUCUCCUUAUUGCGCAGACCGCUGGAAAGCACCUGUCACUGAGAAAGAGUCGAACCCAAGCAGUUGGUCAGGCAAUCGAACUUGGGAACGGCCUGUGUAUAGUUUCCUGGCAAAGUUCGACGCUUCUACUCCCAUGAUUGAAGAUGCGUCUCGAAACCCAGAAGCGGACACAUUCUCCUACAUCCAAUUAUUGAUAGAGGCUUUGAACAAGAUGGGUCAUCUUGAUACCGCUGUGGAUCGCAUUGAGCAGCGCUUGCCAGUCGAGCUAUUCUCGGUAGUUGAUAAAACAAAUGCCGAGGUUGAUGCUCGUUACCCUACUCCGAAUCGCAGCUACUCAUCACAUGAUAAUCAGCUCAAGUCUAACUUGCCAACGGAAACGAUUGAACAGCGCGGUCAUGUGCUUUCAGAAUUUCUAUGGGCUUUGUAUGCAAAAUUCGAGUCAAUUGCGGAGGGGCAUCGCGUUGUGCAUGAUGUUGUCUCAGCGAUUGUGGAGCGAGAACACUUAACUAAGAAUGAUACCCUUGGAGAUGGAUUUAAGGAAUUGUGGAAGCUUCUGCAGAGUGAGAUUCGCUCCCUGUUGCAUGACUACCUUGCAACUGAUGGAGAGACGUCGUUUAGGACUCGAAGCGAGGAGACAGAAGCUCGGCGUAAUUUCUACACAAAUAAUCGGGAUAAGAACAAGAAAAUGUUCAAAUUGUCCGAUAUUGAUCAAAACUCAGAAAUGAAAGCUGAGCAAGAUGAACUGGACGAAAUUCUCAAAUCUUCAGUACCUGGUCUUGUGUCUAAAUCUAGGCAAAAGGCCUCCGCGACUGAUGCAGCACAAGCCAGGCAAGGUAAUUCCGGAACGGGUCAUAAGAUUCUUCUUGAGCCAAGUGUGUUCAAUAUGAGGCUCUUGCUCCCGCCAUCAUUGUCAUUCAUACAGCGCCUCAAAGAUAUCGUGCCAGUCGAUUCCGACAUUUCUAUGGGCACAUUGACCUCCUUCCUUGAUGACUUCAUGGUUAACGUGUUUCUGCCCCAACUGGAUGAGACCAUUACGGAUCUUUGCACAUUAAGCUUCAUCGCUGCGGAUGCAUUCACAGAGGAUCCUCAAUGGACAAAGGUCUCUCCUCGACCUAUUUUCAAGGGUACGGUCAAGUUCAUGACGAUUGUGCGAGAGUUCAGCAAAAUGCUGUCAAGCAUCCCACACGAUCAGGCAUUCACCCAGCUUUUGAUUGAUCAGAUCGUGACCUACUACGACAAAUGUUGUGGAUGGUACAAAGCUAUGGUUACCAGAGUGUCUACACGCAACAAUGGGGGUGGAGUGAAAUUGAAGCCUGCUGCCUUAUUUGCUGAAUCUGGUGACAUCCAUGACGUGGUCGAUGAAUUGUGGAAAGGAGCUGGCUCCAAAAAGCAGACCCUCAUUGACACUGAAAUCGAUCUCUUGUUGAAGAGAACUGACACAACGCCUUUGGAGCCGUAUGAUAUCAUUUCGGACCCGAAGACGGUUGUCGCCCUUUCCCUUCUAUACAACAGCAUGCAAUGGCUGGGCAGUCACCUUGCACAAAUCCGACUUGUCGAUCCAUCUCACGAGCCAAGUUCCUCAAGCUUGACUUCCAAUGGCAGACCAUCCCGCCGAUGGACCCUAUUCGGGGCCAUGAAGCCUAAGCGCGACAGUAUCAGCCAACCGGUGCAUCUACCCCUGAACCAAGAGACUGCAGCAGCAUUUGAUGAAACUGUUCAUUCUUUGCACCUGCUUGGAUCUAAUGCACUCCUGACCCUCCAAAUUGAUAUUCGCUGUGGUGUUAUCCAUAUGCUAACGAGAACGAUGUCCGGUCCGAACCCCCCAAAUAUCCGCAACUCCGAACCCACAACGCCAUCCCCAAGCACACUAGAUAACUGGUGGCACAUCAUCAUGAACCAACCAACAGCUGCUUCCCCGACCAUUCUCCAGUUGAAUGGCGACUUGAUCGCAUUUGACACCAACAUCUCUACGUAUCUUGGCUCUGCAGAACGCUGGUUCAUCACAUCUGGCUUAGCAAGAUUCAUCGAUCGCGUCUUUGUCGCCUGUACGCGCUACAUUGGCGCCAUGAAUGAGAACGGCGCUCUGCGUCUACAACUGGAUGUCCUUGUUCUUCAACAGAAUCUCAAGAACAUUAUCAUCGACCCAACUGCUGAUCCAGCCUCGACUAUCGACCAGGAGGUAGUCGCGCUACCACGCAGCGCCAAGUUCCUGGAUUGGUUCCUUGAAGGCGCAGAGAAGGCCUUGGACUACGCGAGUGAGGAGAAGGGAGCCUUUGCCGCGCAGGGUGACAAGGCCCUCGCUGCUGGCAAUGGCGAGCCCUUCACAUAUGAGGAGCUCCGCAUCUUGGUGGAAUUGUGUUUCUCGGAGAUCUUGCGUGGUCCACGUGGUGCUGAGAAUCGGGAAGAUUUCAUGUCCGCCAGGAAGGCCAGUGCGGAUGCGUUGCUUCGUCUGAAUGAGGUGAUGUGGGAUGCACGAUAA
Messenger RNA from Penicillium malachiteum, 3576 nucleotides. Its product is annotated as exocyst subunit SEC8. The transcript is spliced from 7 exons. NCBI's taxonomy places the organism in Eukaryota, Fungi, Ascomycota, Eurotiomycetes, Eurotiales, Aspergillaceae. Gene Ontology annotation, cellular component: exocyst. Gene Ontology annotation, biological process: exocytosis; Golgi to plasma membrane transport. The coding region runs from base 1 to 3576 and encodes 1191 amino acids. The record is from RefSeq and is a predicted model, not a curated record.